GAUGAAAUAUACAGAACAAAGUUAUUGUUUUUGUAUACAAAAAAAAAAAAUGUAGUGAGAAUGCCUUGAGUUGAGGGUGCUGCAACUGCAACUAUACUAUACAAUUUCCGUUCCAAUGGGCGAUGAUGAUAACGUUCAGACAAAACGACGCAAUCAAACACGUCGUUCGAGGACGCGUCAUGGAAACCGUCGUCAAAACGACACCGUUUCGACUCAAUCGGUGCCCGAAACUGCCGCCAAUAAUCCAACGCCGAUUUUGCCGGACGAAAUCAUUAGCGAGAUCCUCGUAAGGGUUCCAGUGAGAUCCCUACUUCAAUUCAGGUGCGUUUGUAAAUCAUGGAAAACCCUAAUCUCCGAUCCCCAUUUCGCAAAGAACCAACUUCAACUGUCAACCGAGUAUCCACAAUUGUUCUCUCAUUACUUCUCUAGAGUGCAGUGGAAAAUCAUUUCUUACGAUGUGGAGUCAUUGUUGGAAAACCAAUCAAUUCGUUCAAACCCUAUUGAACCCUAUACCUUCACCAUGAUGCAAAAUUACCAGGUUAUAGGUUCAUGCAAUGGAUUGUUGUGUUUGUAUGAUCUUCGUCAAUGUUAUGUCGUAUUGUGGAACCCUUGUUUGAAUUUGAAAUCCAAAAGAUCUCCAACCACUAUGAAUCUUUAUGGUGACUUUGAGAAUAUCUCAUAUCAUGGUUUUGGUUAUGAUCAAGAAAAUGACAAGUACAAGGUACUACUAACUGUGUACAAUUUUAUGAAAUAUGGUAAAAGUGUGGCCCUAAUUUUUACAUCUGGUGCAAAAUCUUGGAAAAAGAUUAAGAAUUUACCUUGCGAUCUUGAUAAUUUUCGUUUUGAUGCGUGCUCCGGGAGAUUUGUGAGUGGCACUUUGAAUUGGAUUGUUAAAAAAUAUAUUAAUUCUGAUGAAGAGGCGAUUAUUUCCUUUGAUGUUAAGAAUGAGACUUAUGGGGAAGUGUUGCUGCCUCAACUUGAUGGUGACAACAUAAGUAAUCUUAUGUUGGAUGUUGUGAGUAAUUGCCUUUGUCUGUGUUUUGACUAUAAAGAAACUGAAUCAGUUGUGUGGGUGAUGAAAGAGUAUGGAGUUGCUGAGUCAUGGACUAAAUUGAUUAUCAUCCCUCAUAUGACUUUUACAUCAAGGCGUCGGUGGAAUGUUACUAUGUGGCCUAUUUUUAUUGACACAUCGUUCCCUUCAGAAAUUGGUGCUGUGUUGGUGAAUACUAUGCGUUCGAAACUUGUCUUGUAUAACAUUUGUAAAGAUAGGACGCGUCAUCCUAAAAUUUCUAGCAUGAUUCUAAUUGAUGAACUACAAAUUUACCAUGAGAGUCUGAUAACACCGCGAUGGUAAAUCACAUUUAUGGAGUCUUCCAAGCUUUGCUUACAAGAUGGCUUUUGAUUAAAGCAACUUUACCUUUUGCUUCAGGACUUUUUUGGGGCUGUACUUGAGCAACAUAGAAUAUGUAGUGUGACUUGUUUUGGUGAAGCCUCCUGCACCCUUGCCAUCUUUCUUUUAUUAUUUUCAGGAAGCAUUUUUAUGUUAUGUUGGAUAUUACUUGUAUUGUUACAUGCAAAAACAGUAAAUCAAUGUUGUAACAGGCUCAAAUUAAUUUCAUUGCAAAUAAUUUUAUUUGAUGUUCAAGAGAACUACAGUUGCAAAUAAUAAUGUUUCUCAGUUCUUCUCAA
Molecule: messenger RNA, 1689 nt
Organism: Cicer arietinum (chickpea)
Lineage: Eukaryota; Viridiplantae; Streptophyta; Magnoliopsida; Fabales; Fabaceae
Product: F-box/kelch-repeat protein At3g23880-like
Molecular function (GO): protein binding
Source: RefSeq, a predicted model, not a curated record